Messenger RNA from Camelus dromedarius (Arabian camel), 3094 nucleotides. It is a transcript of the gene CA5A, whose product is annotated as carbonic anhydrase 5A. Gene Ontology annotation, molecular function: carbonate dehydratase activity; zinc ion binding. NCBI's taxonomy places the organism in Eukaryota, Metazoa, Chordata, Mammalia, Artiodactyla, Camelidae. Gene Ontology annotation, cellular component: mitochondrion. The record is from RefSeq and is a predicted model, not a curated record. The transcript has 6 exons. Bases 2158 to 2982 code for a protein of 274 amino acids.
UGGAGAAUUCUGGGGGCAGCUGGAUGUGGGGAGAGCGUGGAGCCCUGGUCCCUAGACUCCAGUCCUGCCCGGAGGGUGACCUUGGGAAAGCCUUUGGAAUCCUGCAGCUCUUCACCUGCCAGAGGAGGGAGUGAUGCUCGUGUGCCCGGUCCCCUCCCAUCCCAGCAGCGCCCCAUUCUCUGUUUUCUCUGUUGUUGGCAACAGUGGGGAGUGGUUUUUCCAGGAGGCUAUUUUUGGUGGGGUUUGGCUGACUUGCAGCCAGUGGUGGGUUUGCGCCCCGGGCAGUUGGUGUCGCUAUUUCUGAAGGCCUUGUGUGGUGUCCACGCAGAGUCCCAAGAUGCUUGAGCCGGAGGGAACCCUCUCUUCUUUAACAGGUGCCAGGUUACGUGACAUGGGGCCCCAGCAUCAGCGGUUGGCCUCGCCGCUGUCUGACUGCACAGCAUGGGGUCACGAUCUCAGUUCAUCCUGCCAGCCCGCCUCAUUCCCCCGCUGGGCAGCCUGAGGCUCCCAGAGGCUGACCAACGUGUUCAAGGUCACACAGCAAUGCGCUUAUCUGUGCAUCUUAGUGGCACGUGGCGCCUGCUGGCCAGGGCUGCAGACUCGCUUCCCACAGGCAGAAGAGGCACAGAGACCACCACUGCCCGGGUUUGGAGGUUGUGUCUCUUCCUUAGAUGCUGUUUUGUCCUUUGAAGGACACAGUGGAAAAGGCACAGGUUUGGGCGUUGAACCUGGGUUUGAAUCCUAGCUCCCGUGGCCGGGAUUACCAGCAUCCUCGUAACCUCUCCUAAUGAAUUAAAAAACAGCUCAAAGCUACAAAGGCCAGCUGGCUGCAGCAUCCUCACCCCUCGAAGGGAAAACUCACCCCCUGUAUUUUCAGCCUCAGAGAAUCUCCAGUGAAGUCCUGCAGUUUGAACCCAGCGGGGAGGCUCUCUGUGCUGCUGGCCGGUGGGCCCAGGCUCCUGGAUCUACUGUGCUUUAUAUACUGGCCGGGGGAAGAUACUCCUGUGUAUGUUUUGGGGGAGGGGGUAAUUAGGUUUAUUUACUUACUUACUAACUUUUUAGCGGAGGCACUGGGGAUUGAGCCCAGGACUUGUGCGUGCUAAGCACGCGUUCUACCACUGACCUAGACCCACCUCCCUCUGUGUAUGUUUUUAAAUUGAGAUGUAAUGUGUCAGGAGAACAAAGCCAUAGACCUCAUGACGAGGUGGCUGUGGUGACAUGCUAGGCCAACAUGCUCACUUUCGAGUGAAGACAGACAGGAUUCAGGACUUGAUCGGGGGUGGAAUCACGAACUGGAUCUGUUUUCUGUUUUAUGCUUCAAUGCCCUCUGCUACCAGCGCCUUUAAUGGCAAAAACCAAACAGAGGACACCUCCAGCCAGGCGUUUUGGACACUCUCAGCAGCCUCCUUCACAGCACGACGUGUCUUCCCUGCUUUUGCCGCAUCGAGGAGUUGCUACCCCGGGAACUCACACCUUUGUUCUGCCGGUGUCUCCCCGAGCUGUCCCAGCCACCCCACUGUCACACCACGCUCACCUCAAUCACAAGCAAGAUGUCCAGCCGUUACCAUUGUAUUUGUAGCACUUGGUGGAAAUCUGUUAGCAAAGUGCAGCUGAGGUGGGCCCCCUCACAUCAGAGCCCCCCGGGAGCUCGUUCAGAUGCAGACUCCCAGCCCUGGCCUUGGGCCUCUGGGGACGGCACCUACCACACCCCAGUUCAGAGCCAGAGUUCCCUGUGACACAUCCUCAGGGCCGAGCCUGAGCGUCAUGCUAACAGCUCCUGGGGAGGCCUCUCUGGGGAUUCGGGGUGACUUAGAAAGGACAGUUCCAAUCAAAGUGGCCCUAUAGUGAGGCUGGACUGACUGUAUCUCAGAAUUCAUUUCUUUAAACAUCAUGCUCAUUACAUAUCUGCUUAUGAAAUUAUUUGGUGCUAUGGUUUAAUCUGAUAUUCUGUCAUUCAAAAGCCAUCUUUUUAAAAUUUUUUUUUUAAUUGAAGGAAAGUCUGGAAAUCUGACAGCACUGGUGUGCCCCUCAGAAGUGGUUUUCUUUGCCUUGUUGCUGCCCGAGGGGGUUGGGGCCCUACCACCACCAGUGGCAGCACGGGCACCUGCACGGCUCAGGAGUUCACUGUGAGCAGCUGGGGGCCCUCGGGGCCAGGCGAUGGGGCAGGCGAUGGGGACAGUUGAGGUCCCACCUUUCAGUUUGUCAUUUCAGCAGGACAGCAGUCUCUUGAGAGAGAAAUCAUGCGACCUCAGUGUAAGUGUCACAGCACCACCGCAGGCCAACAAAGAGACUAACACACAGCUCCCACUGUUUCACAUUGCAGGAGUGAGCGGUGGCCCCCUGGAAAAUCUCUACAGACUAAAGCAGUUCCACUUCCACUGGGGAGCAGUGAACGAGCGGGGCUCAGAGCACGCAGUGGACGGCCACGUGUACCCUGCCGAGCUGCAUCUGGUUCACUGGAACGCGGUGCGAUACCCGAACUACCAAGAAGCUGUGACGGGAGAGGACGGCCUGGCUGUGCUGGGCGUGUUUUUGCAGCUGGGGGCCCGCCACCAGGCGCUGCAGGAGCUGGUGAGAGUCUUGCCCGGCAUAAAGCACAAGGACGCACGGGUGGCCGUGGGCCCCUUCCAGCCCUCCCGCCUGCUGCCCACCUGCCGGGACUACUGGACAUACCUGGGCUCCCUCACCACGCCUCCGCUCUCCGAGUCGGUCACCUGGAUGGUCCACAGGAAGCCCAUUGAGGUGGCUCAGGACCAGUGGUCAGGACCCAGGCGUGGCAAGUCUCCCGAUGAUGAAUGGCCGGACGAGGCGAGUGCCAGCUCUUCAGUCCAUGUUGGGCUGGAUGCCUUGCGCACACUCCUGUUUACUGCACUUGGUGAAGAAGAGAAGACGAUGGUGAACAACUACCGCCCGCUUCAACCCCUGAUGAACCGCACGGUCCGCUCGUCCUUCCAGGCCACUGAGGACAGCGCGGGAUCCUAAAUCCCCAUGUCUGAGCUAAUGGGAGAACUGACUUUAGAAAGAGAAAGGAUGGUUGCCCAAACUUCACAGUCUGAUCAAAUGUAACCUCUGAAAUUAAAAAGAGAGAAAGAGA